Molecule: messenger RNA, 754 nt
Organism: Ectocarpus siliculosus
Lineage: Eukaryota; Phaeophyceae; Ectocarpales; Ectocarpaceae
Source: the annotation of a GenBank genome assembly
GUCUCUACCUCAUCACCACAUUCUCGUCUACCUGUUCUCGAAGACAAGCUCAACUAAGAUGGUCACCUCCCAGUUGUUCCUUGGCACUGCCGCUACCCUUAUCGCCUCAUCGGCGGCGUUCGUUGCACCGAUCGCGGCGCCGCGAUCCUCCAUUGCGCGUGUCGCUGCGUCUUCGACCCCCAAGAUGACCGCAGGCUCGGACUACGCAGCUUCAUUGCCGGGUGCGCCAUUCGGAAUGGCGGCCGAGGGAAAGUACUUCGACCCUGCAGGGUUGGCUACGAAUCAGGAUCCCGAGACAAUCAAGAAGUGGCGCGAGGCUGAGUUGAAGCACGGCCGCGUGUCGAUGUUGGCUGCUGUGGGUAUCCUUGUCAGCGAGGUAUUCCACCCGCUGUUCAUGGGCCCCGCGUACAUCGGCCCUGCGGUGGAGCACGCUCAGCAAAUCGCGACGGUCUACCCCCUGUUCUGGGUAGCUUCGCUGGGCAUGAUCGCAUUCAUUGAGGGACAGACGAUCAAGGACGCGUGGGGCACCGUCAGCCCCGUGACUGGGGUGGGAAACUUGAAAACCGAGUACUACCCGGGAGACCUUGGGUUCGACCCGCUGGGUCUCGCGCCCAAAGACGGCGAAGACUUCCGGUUGAUCCAGUCUCAGGAGCUCGACCUCGGGCGGUACGCCAUGAUUGGCGUGUUGGGGAUGAUUGUUCAGGAGGUUGUAGACGGGAAGGGUAUUCUGGAGCACAUCGUCUCGCGGAUUUAG